Molecule: messenger RNA, 2832 nt
Organism: Brachypodium distachyon (stiff brome)
Lineage: Eukaryota; Viridiplantae; Streptophyta; Magnoliopsida; Poales; Poaceae
Product: GATA zinc finger domain-containing protein 14-like
Exons: 2
Coding region: 1-2832 (943 amino acids)
Biological process (GO): RNA polymerase II preinitiation complex assembly; DNA-templated transcription initiation
Cellular component (GO): SAGA complex; transcription factor TFIID complex
Molecular function (GO): protein heterodimerization activity; transcription coactivator activity; RNA polymerase II general transcription initiation factor activity
Source: RefSeq, a predicted model, not a curated record
AUGGACAGCGUCGGAACCAAAGGGACCAAAGGGGAUCCUCCGCCUCCACCUCCGUCGGCGGUGGGCACCGGAGCCGUAGGGGAUCUUCUUCCUCCUCCUCCUCCUCUGCCAUUGACACCGGGCGCCGGAGAUGCACGGGAUCCUCCUCCACCGCCGCAGUCGGUGGUGGGCGCCGAAACCACAUGGGAUCCUCCUCCACCGCCGCAGUCGGCGGUGGGGGCUGAAGCCGCACGGGAUCCUCCACCUCCAUCAUCAGCGGCCGCCGCCGAUGAGCCACAGGGCGCACGCGUCGUGAGAGAGAUCCUGCGCUCGGAGGGGCUAAGAGAGGGGGAUUACGAGCCGGCUGUGGUGGAUCAGUUCUUGAUGUUCACCUACCGCUACACCGGCGGUUUGCUCCGCGAUGCACUGGACUACGCGAAUCACGCCGACAGGGAGACGCUCCAAGCCGACGACGUCCACCUCGCCAUUCAGUCGAACGCCAUCUUCUCCGGCGGGCCACCGGGCCGUGAGGUUAUGCUUGACAUCGCACGUAGCCAAAACUUAAUCCCUCUACCGCCCAGUGCUCCUCCUCAUCCUGACAUGCUAUUUGGAGAAAACCAUGAGUAUUUGGAGCCAGGAUCUGAUCAUGUUGACAAUGAUAAAAUCUCGGGUCUUGAAUUUGCUUCGCUGGAUUGCAACAAUAGAGAGCGAAGCUGUCAAAAUAUAUUUGAUCUUGAAGUUGCUUCGCUCAAUUACAACAAUAGAGAGCAAAGUGGUCAAAAUGUCUCAGGUCAUGAAGUUGCUUCGCUUGAUUGGAUCAAUAGAGAGCAAAGUGGUAAACAUAUUUUUGAUCUUGAAGUUGCUUCGCUAAAGUUCAAGAAUGGAGAGGCAAGUGGUCAAAAUAUCUCCGGUCUUGAAGACAUUUUGUCCAAUUGCAACAGUGGAGAGCAACAUGGUCAAAAUAAGAAGCAACACUCAAAGAAAAAUUAUUCAAAAGUCAGUUCUACGUCGGUCCUUCAAAUUACUUCUCUGGAUUGUAACAAUGAAGAUCAAACUGUUUGCAAUAAGAAUAGACACUCUGAGAAGAAAUCUUCAACACUCAAUGCUACAUCUGCUAUUGAGGUUGGUUCUCUCAAUUGCAACAAUGAAGAGCAAAAUGGUAGCAAUAGUAAGCCACCCUCGAGCUUGAAGAAGAAUUCUUCAAUAAAUGCUAUGACCACUCUGAAAGUUCCUUCUCUCAACUGCAAUAAUGAAGAUCAGAGUAGUAGCAGUAAGACGCAGUUCUUUGAGAAUAUUUCUUCUCAACUCAAUGACAUGCCUACUCUUGAAGUUGGUCAUCUAAAUUGCAACUCUAAAGGGCACGGUGGUAACAAUAAGAAGCAGAGUUCUGAGAAUAUUUCUUCAGGUAUGAAUGUUAUGGCUACUCAAGAAGUUGUUUAUCUCAAUUGCAACAAUCAAGAGCAAAGUGGUAAAAAUAAGAAGCAACGCUCUAAGAAGAGUUCUUCAAAAGUUAAUGACACAACUUCUCUUGAAGUUGCUUCUCUCAAUUGCAACAAUCAAGAGCAAAAUGGUAGCAAUAAGAAGCCACGCUCGAGCUUGAAGAAGAAUCCUUCAAUCAAUGCUAUGACCACUCUAAAAGUUUCUUCUCUCAACUGCAAUAACGAAGAUCAGAGUGGUAGCAGUAAGAAGCAGUGCUUUGAGAAUAUUUCUUCUCAACUCAAUGAAUGGCCUACUCUUGAAGUUGGUCAUCUAAAUUGCAACUCUGAAGGGCACGGUGGUAACAAUAAGAAGCAGAACUCUGCGAAUAUUUCUUCGGGUCUGAAUGUUAUGGAUACCCAAGAAGUUGUUUAUCUCAACUGCAAUAAUCAAGAGCAAAGUGGUGAAAAUAAGAAGCAGCGUUCUAAGAAGAGUUCUUUAAAAGUUAAUGCUACAACUGCUCUUGAAAUUGCUUCUCUCAGUUGCAACAAUCAAGAGCAAAAUGGUAACAAUAAGAAGCGACGCUCGAGCUUGGAGAAGAAUUCUUCAACCAAUGCUAUGACUACUCUGAAAGUUCCUUCUCUGAACUAUAAUAGGGAAGAUCAGAGUGGUACUAGUAAGAAGCAAUUCUUUGAGAAUAUUUCUUCGAAAGUUAAUGACAUGUCUACUCUUGAAGUUGGCCGUGGCAAUUGCAACUCUGAAGGGCAGAGUGGUAACAAUAAGAAUCAGGGGUCUCAGAAUAUUUAUUUGGGUCCAAAAGUUAUGGCUACUCAAGAAGUUGUUUACCUGAGUUGCAACAAUCAAGAGCAAAGUGGUAAAAAUAAGAAGCAACGUUCUAGGAAGAGUUCUUCAAAAGUUAAUCCUACAACUGCUCUUGAAGUUGCUCCUCUCGGUUGCAACAAUCAAGAGCAAAAUGGUAACUGUAAGAAGAAGCGCGGUAAGAGGAAUUAUUCAAAACUCAGUGGAAUGGCUACUCUUCAAGUUGACCCUCUCAACUACAAUAAUGAAGAGCAGAGCACUAGCAAUAAUAAGAAGCAAUGCUUUGAGAAGAUUCCUUCAAAAUUUGAUGAAGAGAAGAGUGAUAGAAAUAAGAACAAAUGCCCUGAGAAGAUUUAUUCAUCCAAUGACAUGUCUACUCUUGAAGUUGGCUUUCUCAACAACAACAACUCUGAAGGACAGAGUGAUAGCGGUAAGAAGCAGGAACCCGAGAAGUUUUCUUCAAAGCUGAAUGGUGUGGGUAGUCAUGAAGUUUUCUCUCUCAAUUGCAACAAUCAAGAGCAGAGUGGUAAAAAUAAGAAGCAACACUGUAAGAAGAGUUCUUCAAAAGUUAAUGCUACAACUGCUCUUAUAGUUGCUUCUGUCAAUUGCAACAAUUAG